GCACAAAACUCCGGAUACUCUACACCACCCGCCGCAGCAGCCAAGCCCAAACAACCGUUGCAAUCCAAGCCAACGUCUGUGAUGGCCACAACCGAACGUGAACUAGACACAUAUGCAGAUGAUGAAGAUGUGAGCUCGUUGACGAUCACCAGUUUAACAUUGGACUUGGGCACCCCCAACACCAACAACUCCUUCGCCACAUCACCAGUGAAUGGGCCCAAAAGCAAACAGACGCAGAAAAAGCAGAUGAAAGACAAGCUUAGCCAUGAGAGCGACACCUAUGAAGCACGUCGCACGGGUGGUGUUACAACAUACUCGGUAAAUGAGGUGAAGCACAGACCUGUGCCGUUACCACGGCCGUCUACGACUGCGGGUAUGUUGGGUGGUACAAGUGGAUGA
Molecule: messenger RNA, 399 nt
Organism: Sphaeroforma arctica JP610
Lineage: Eukaryota; Ichthyosporea; Ichthyophonida
Exons: 3
Source: RefSeq, a predicted model, not a curated record